GCUCCGGGCCAAAAUGGGCCGCUUCCGGCGGCGGGGAGAUGGCGGAUGAGGCGGCGCGGCGGGCGGUGGCGGAGCUGCCGCUGCUGCGGACGGCGGUGGGGCCGCGGGACCGGGAGGGCUGGGCGUCGCGGCUGAAGGAGGAGUACCGCGCCCUCAUCCAGUACGUGGAGAACAACAAACGCGCCGACAACGACUGGUUCCGCCUGGAGUCCAACGCCGAGGGCACCCGGUGGUUCGGGAAGUGCUGGUACGUCCACGAGCUGCUCAAGUACGAGUUCGCCAUCGAGUUUGACAUCCCGGUGACCUACCCCUCCACCGCCCCCGAGAUCGCCAUCCCCGAGCUGGACGGGAAGACAGCCAAGAUGUACAGGGGGGGCAAGAUCUGCCUCAGCGACCACUUCAAGCCCCUCUGGGCCAGGAACGUCCCCAAAUUUGGCUUGGCCCAUCUGAUGGCGCUGGGGCUGGGCCCCUGGCUGGCUGUGGAGAUCCCCGACCUCAUCGCCAAAGGCAUCAUCCAGCACAAGGAGAAGUGAAGGGCGGCGGUGGUGGGGGUGUGGAGCCCCCCCCCAGGAGGUGCUGCCCC
Molecule: messenger RNA, 583 nt
Organism: Harpia harpyja (harpy eagle)
Lineage: Eukaryota; Metazoa; Chordata; Aves; Accipitriformes; Accipitridae
Gene: UFC1
Product: ubiquitin-fold modifier conjugating enzyme 1
Exons: 6
Coding region: 39-533 (164 amino acids)
Biological process (GO): protein K69-linked ufmylation
Cellular component (GO): cytoplasm
Molecular function (GO): UFM1 conjugating enzyme activity
Source: RefSeq, a predicted model, not a curated record